ACGCCGCAGAGUCGGUCCGCCAGUUCGUCCUCGCGCUCGGCGGGUCGAUCCUCCUCGACUUUGUCUGGUUCAUCACGCACACGACCACCUCGUCGGUUCGCCUCGUCAUCUUCCUCAACUGGCUCCUCAAGUUCAUCACGGUCGCGACCGCCCUGUCGUCGCUCCGAGCGCGCGGCCAAGGCUCGUUCAACCUGCCCGGCGGCAUGGGCGGCCCCGGCGGCUUCUCGAUCCCGGGCGGCAUCGCCGACCGCCUCCCGACUGGGUUCCCGCCCUUCGGCCAGCAGCAGCACCAGCAGCAGGAGAGCGAGACGGUGUGGUCCGCCCCAGCUCAGCAGCCGACGUCGUACCAGCCUCGGUUCUCGCUCGACGAGGAGGCGUCGGCCGGCAGCGCGACGCCGCCGCACCAGGCCGCACCGACCUCGACCUCGUUCGGCGGCGGCGGCGGCGGCGCGGGCGGCAAGAAGGGCGGCCUCGCGGCGCACUCGGCUCCGCAGGCCGAGGGAGGGGGUUAUCACUCGCUCGAGUGAGCGUGCGCUGUGCAGGAGCGAGCGAGACUGUGCAACGAGCCGAGUUGUCUUCGUC
Molecule: messenger RNA, 582 nt
Organism: Rhodotorula graminis WP1
Lineage: Eukaryota; Fungi; Basidiomycota; Microbotryomycetes; Sporidiobolales; Sporidiobolaceae
Exons: 5
Source: RefSeq, a predicted model, not a curated record